AUGAGCCACAGUGGAUGGGCUGACUCGGUAAUACCAACCGAGUCUGUGGCCAACACUGACUCACCUUGGGCUGAAAUCGAAUCUGAAAACAAAUCUGAGAACAAAUCUGAGGAUGCACCAGGCCGUGAAGUUGUGAGUAGUGCAACCGGUCCUUCUGGAAGAUCAAACACACCUGUUAUUCGAAUCAAUUCGUCGUCAUCAACAAGCAGUUCACAACCUGAUAAUGCAUUGACUGUGGAAGGUGAUGACGAUAUUGAAGUAACUGAUGCUAUAGAGGGUCAAAAUGAGCAUCCAUUUAGCCUUAGUCCUGAUUUAAACCGAUCACCUGGCCAGAUUGGGGUUGUUUCCAGCUGCGAAUCUUCACCAGAUGCUGUCCACACCUCAGGUGACGAUGCACACAUCCUUCAGAAAGAGAACGACGACCUUCGAACGGCGACAUCAGAAUCAGACAAUAUCAUCAUGGAGCUCAAUAUGGAUACUACCGUGCGAUAUCUCAGUGAAUGUUGGGAUGAUAUUGUAGGGUAA
Molecule: messenger RNA, 525 nt
Organism: Sugiyamaella lignohabitans
Lineage: Eukaryota; Fungi; Ascomycota; Dipodascomycetes; Dipodascales; Trichomonascaceae
Exons: 1
Coding region: 1-525 (174 amino acids)
Source: RefSeq, a predicted model, not a curated record